GUCAUGGCGCUCUAGAUGUGAUGACAUUCAAUCCGUGAAUCUUUAUGAACCGAACAGCAUGAGUGAUCUGGCAACCAUAAAUUUAGACAUCACUCAAAAAGUUUCAAAUGAAUGCCUGGAAAAGAUACAAGAGACAGAUAAGACGGAGCUAUGUGAGGAAAUAUUCAAGUACAGCCCCAAAGAUGAUGAUGCCGAUAAAGUUGAGUGCUCAUUGCGCUGUGUCUUAAAUCGUAACACGCGUGCGGCUGCCAUCGUGGAACUAUCUCGGUACCUGCACACCAUUCCUCGCUUGGGACUCAUCAUUUACGGACGUUCCGCUGUCCUUUCCUCUAUCCUUAUGGAGAUCAUGGAACACUACCCCAACGGUGCGAAACAUGCGGAACUCCAACAAGAAUCUGUUGAUGUUAUCUGCGGUAUUGUCGCCAUAUUUCAGAAGAUUAUACUGGAUCGUGCGGUUCGGCUAGAAUUCCUCAAGACCGACAUACUCCUCUUUCUGCUUCCCUAUCUGAACCGGACUGAGCAGACACGAGAGAUCGAACAACUGAGGGUUAGUCUGUUGGGCUUGUUUGCCACUGCCACUAGUAAGGUGUCUGUCGAAACAAUGGAACGCCUACUGCUUCGUUUACCUACAAAUCAGGGUGGAUCAGCUGAAGUGCCUACGGAUGCCGGGCUAUACGACUACACUGUGGCUGCUUUGUGCUAUAGUACUUCGGAUAUUGGAAAGACAAUGGCACUGAUCCUUCUCACACGGCUCUUGGCAUCCACCAGACAGCUGACAAUGCUUGGGCAGGACAACCAGCGUAUUCAGAAACUUGUGGCUGGUUUGAAUUACAUCAUCAAAUAUGUGGCCAAAAAGUUUAACCCCUGCAACGGUCUGUCACCACUUCGAAGGGGUGUGCACAGCAUGGCGGAUGUGCAUGCGAUAAAUUGGGAAAAAGCUAAGAGGCUACUUCGGUUCGCUUUCGGUUGCCUGUAUAAGGUCACCAGUGAACCUCACAUACGCCUCGAGCUCGUUACAAGUUUACCAGAUGAACUACGGAGCAGAUUGUUUACCAGAAUAUUUGAUAAUGAGGUUGACGGCUGGCUGGAGGGAUUGUGGGACCGACUGAAUAUGGAACCACCGCUGAGGGUAUCAGACGGCUGUUGUGAACUGCCUGUCGCGGAUGAGAGGUGCCGUACGUAGUCAUCUAAUCACCCACCUUCACGUGUUGUUCAAACCGAUUUGAG
Opisthorchis viverrini is the source of this 1227-nucleotide messenger RNA. RefSeq lists its product as hypothetical. The transcript has 2 exons. NCBI's taxonomy places the organism in Eukaryota, Metazoa, Platyhelminthes, Trematoda, Opisthorchiida, Opisthorchiidae. Gene Ontology annotation, biological process: mRNA catabolic process; negative regulation of translation. The coding region runs from base 59 to 1183 and encodes 374 amino acids. Gene Ontology annotation, cellular component: P-body; CCR4-NOT complex; CCR4-NOT core complex. The record is from RefSeq and is a predicted model, not a curated record.